CGCCCCUCUUCCUCGCCUUGAAGAUGGAAAAGGCGCUGCUGGGCUGCUUUCUGCUGAUCCUCGGGCAGACCCUCCUCCCCGCGGAGGCCAGGGAGCGGCUGCGCUGGAGGCCCGGCCCCAGAGGAAGACACGCGCGGACCCACCCCCAGACGGCCCUCCUGGGGAGCUCCUGCGAAAACAAGCGGGCAGACCUGGUCUUCAUCAUCGACAGCUCCCGCAGUGUCAACACGCACGACUACGCCAAGGUCAAGGAGUUCAUCAUGGACAUCUUGCAGUUCCUGGACAUCGGCCCUGACGUCACCCGAGUGGGCCUGCUCCAGUACGGCAGCACCGUGAAGAACGAGUUCUCCCUCAAGACCUUCAAGAGGAAGUCCGAGGUGGAGCGCGCCGUCAAGAGGAUGCGGCACCUGUCCACGGGCACCAUGACCGGGCUGGCCAUCCAGUAUGCCCUGAACAUUGCUUUCUCGGAAGCAGAGGGGGCCCGUCCCCUGAGGGAGCACGUGCCACGGGUCAUCAUGAUCGUGACGGAUGGGAGGCCGCAGGACUCUGUGGCCGAGGUGGCUGCAAAGGCACGGGACACAGGCAUCCUGAUCUUUGCCAUUGGCGUGGGCCAGGUGGACCUCAACACGCUGAAGGCCAUCGGGAGCGAGCCCCACGAGGACCACGUCUUCCUGGUGGCCAACUUCAGCCAGAUGGAGUCGCUGACCUCAGUGUUCCAGAACAAGUUGUGCACGGCCCACGUGUGCAGCCUGCUGGAGCAUAACUGUGCCCACUUCUGCAUCAACACCCCUGGCUCGUACGUCUGCAGGUGCAAACAAGGCUACAUCCUCAACGCGGACCAGACAACUUGCAGAAUCCAGGACCUGUGCGCCGCCGAGGACCACGGCUGUGAGCAGCUGUGCGUGAACGUGCUGGGCUCCUUCGUCUGCCAGUGCUACCGGGGCUACGCCCUGGCCCAGGACGGGAAAGCGUGUGUGGCUGUGGACUACUGUGCCUCGGAAAACCACGGGUGCGAGCACGAGUGCGUGAAUGCUGAUGGCUCCUACCUCUGCCGGUGCCCUAAAGGAUUUUCUCUUAACCCAGACAAAAAAACAUGCACAAAGAUAGACUACUGUGCCUCCCCAAAUCACGGGUGUCAGCACGAGUGUGUUAACACAGAUGACUCCUAUUCCUGCCACUGCCUGAAAGGCUUUACCCUGAACCCAGAUAAGAAAACCUGCAGAAGGAUCAACUACUGUGCGCUGAAGAAGCCCGGCUGUGAGCACGAGUGUGUCAACACGGAGGACGGCUUCUACUGUCGCUGCCGCCGGGGCUACACCCUGGACCCCAAUGGCAAGACCUGCAGCCGGGUGGAUCACUGUGCGGAGCAGGACCACGGCUGUGAGCAGCUGUGCCUGAACACAGAGGAGUCCUUCGUGUGCCAGUGCUCGGAAGGCUUCCUCAUCAACGACGACCUCAAGACCUGCUCCCGGGCUGAUUAUUGCUUGCUGAGCGACCACGGUUGCGAAUACUCCUGCAUCAGCACGGACAGAUCCUUUGCCUGUCAGUGUCCGGAGGGACACAAGCUCCGCAGUGACGGGAAGACCUGUGCCAAGUUGGACGCCUGUGCUUUGGGGGACCACGGUUGUGAACACUCAUGCGUGAGCAGUGGAGACUCUUUCGUGUGCCAGUGCUUUGAAGGGUACAUACUCCGUGAAGACGGAAAAACCUGCAGAAGGAAAGACGUCUGCCAAGCAGUGGACCACGGCUGUGAACACAUCUGUGUAAACAGUGGCGAGUCCUACGUCUGCAAGUGCCCCGAGGGCUUCCGGCUGGCUGAGGACGGGAGACGCUGCAGAAGGAAGGACAUCUGCAAGUCGACGCACCAUGGCUGUGAACACAUUUGUGUUAAUCUUGGCGAUUCCUACAUCUGCAAGUGCCCAGAGGGAUUCGUUCUAGCUGAGGAUGGAAGACAGUGCAAGGGAUGCUCUGAAGGCCCAAUCGAUCUGGUCUUUGUCAUCGAUGGAUCCAAGAGCCUCGGAGAAGAUAAUUUUGAGAUUGUAAAGCAGUUUGUGACUGGGAUUAUAGAUUCUUUGGUGAUUUCCCCCAAAGCCGCUCGAGUGGGGCUGCUCCAGUAUUCCACGCAGGUCCGCACAGAGUUUACCCUGAGAAACUUCAGCUUGGCCAAGGACAUGAAAAAAGCCGUGGCCCACAUGAAAUACAUGGGCAAGGGCUCCAUGACUGGGCUGGCCCUGAAACACAUGUUUGAGAGAAGUUUUACCCAAGUAGAAGGGGCCAGGCCUCUCUCCGCACGGGUGCCCCGAGUGGCCAUCGUGUUCACCGACGGACGGGCUCAGGAUGAUGUCUCUGAGUGGGCCAGUAAAGCCAAGGCCAAUGGUAUAACUGUCUAUGCUGUCGGGGUAGGAAAAGCCAUUGAGGAAGAACUGCAAGAGAUUGCCUCUGAGCCCACAGACAAGCAUCUCUUCUAUGCCGAAGACUUCAGCACGAUGGGCGAGAUAAGUGAAAAACUAAAGAAGGGCAUUUGCGAAGCUCUAGAAGACUCUGACGGAAGUCAGGACUCCCCAGCCGGGGAAUCGCCAAGGACGGUUCCGCCACCAACAGAAUCUGAGCCAGUCACCGUAAAUAUCCAAGACCUACUUUCCUGUUCUAAUUUUGCAGUGCAACACAGGUACCUGUUUGAGGAAGACAGCCUUUCACGGUCUGCGCAAAAACUGUUCCAUUCCCCAAGAUCUUCAGGAAGCCCUUUGGACGAGAAGCCUGAUCAGUGCAAAUGUGAAAACCUUCUAAGGUCGCAGGACCUCGCAACUGAAGAAGUAAGAAAAUUAACACAACGCUUAGAAGAAAUGACACAAAGAAUGGAAGCCCUGGAAAAUCGCCUGAGAUACAGAUGAAGAUUGAAGUAUUCCGUAUUUGUAUGUCAUUGUAUCAAGGAUUACAAUGAAAGCAGCUUGGAGCCCCAAAGCUGAGGUGAUUGUUAAUCCUAUAAGGUUGUAAACAUAAUUAGUACCGAGAAAGCUGGUUUGUUAUGGUACAAAGGCAAAAACUAGAUGCUAACUUGUGUAAAUUUAAUGAGAAAAAGAAUCCUUCAGAAUCCUAAAUGAGUUUACCAAGGGAGAAUAAGCUAUGCAAGAUACCCUGUAACAUACCGUGGACAUGAUUUGCUUUUGCCAGGUCCUGCCUUAGAGCGUUGCAAUCCCAUCUGACUACAAAGUCAAGUUUGCAUGGUCUUACUUAUGUAGAACACUGGCUAGAAGAAAAGCUAUUUUUUGUAUUGGACUUUACCUUGAUAUAUGUAUAUGGACAUAUGCAUAAAAUCAUAGGACAUGUACUUGUGUAACAAGUUGGUUUCUAAAAUACAGUAUUAAAAUUCACUUCAGAGAAUGGUA
This is a messenger RNA of Miniopterus natalensis, 3386 nucleotides long. The record is from RefSeq and is a predicted model, not a curated record. Lineage: Eukaryota; Metazoa; Chordata; Mammalia; Chiroptera; Miniopteridae.